Brugia malayi is the source of this 201-nucleotide messenger RNA. RefSeq lists its product as uncharacterized. The transcript is spliced from 2 exons. The record is from RefSeq and is a predicted model, not a curated record. NCBI's taxonomy places the organism in Eukaryota, Metazoa, Nematoda, Chromadorea, Rhabditida, Onchocercidae. The coding region runs from base 1 to 201 and encodes 66 amino acids.
AUGAACAGAACCAUGUCGGUUGUCACCAUCGCUGUCGUUCGUUGUCUCAUGUCUGUGUAUAAGCAGUCGAGAUUGUCUGUGCAUGUAUAUGUGCUUAUGUUCGAUAGACAUUUCUCUGUGGUAGCUGCAGGAAGAGACUUAUCCGGGAAGGCUUCAAUGCCGUCACCAUAUUAUUAUUGCAGCACUCAUUCAGAUAACUAA